CAUGCUAGUGCACAGGUUUGUAAGAUGCUUCCCUGGACUGUGCAGAGUACAAUCACCUUUUUCUUCCUGGUUCUAGGUUCAAUACUAAGCUCGUGUAGUUUACUUCGUGGAUACUCAUUUUCCCAGAAGAUUAUUCCCACUUUAGUCCUGUGGGGGAAAAUAUUAAAAAUAAGACUCUUAAUGUUUAAAAUUUUAAAAAAAUGGAAGCAGGACAAAAAAGCUUAGCAGCUCAAGAACUACAGACUCUUAUGUUCUGCAGUUACUUUCUGACAUUGCUGUGUUCUGUGGCUUUAAGUAAAGAGAACCAUGGAGUGGUAAUGACUGGGAAGGAGGGUCAGGUACUCUGUGAAAAGGAGACCUCAAUGCUAAAGUAUGAAAUUGUACAGCUGAACAAGGUGAUAGAGGCUCUGAAGAGACAACUGCAGGAGAGAGCACGGAUACAAAAUGUACCUGACACAAACCUUUCGCAGAAAAUUCAACCUAAGAUGAUGGGAGCAUCUCAGCAACAUAUAAACAUGAAAAAGAACUCCUCAGAAAGCUUGAUGGAACCAACUGAAAUUAAUCUACAAAUGAGUAUGGAUCUAGACCUAAAACCUGAACUAUUGCAGGUGGAAGAGUCAGAGCAGAAGCAAACCUGUGCAGAGACCUCACAGCAGCUGAGUGACUGUGAGCAGCAUUGCUCGGAGUUCCAGAUAAUGCUGGAGAGGAUAAGCCAGAAGUGUGAAAGGGACAAGAACAAGCUUAUACAAAAAGUGUGGCAGAGACAGAAUUCUUUUGAUACAAAAAGACAAGCACAGCUACAAUAUGCAUACUCAAGUGGUGUCUGUCCUAGAGCCUUCUGGCUUUUGCUAGACCUGGCUGCAUUGGUCUUCAUUGUUUACUUCAGGCAAGGGCAGUAGAUUGUCAAUAAAAACAUUACCUGGGUAUAAGCAACUUUUCAGAGAGAGGUGCAGAGAAGAUGAAUUUCGAACAUUGCUGCCAAUAUGGGAAUGGAAAAAACUCGUGGAAUACCUUCCAACUACCUAAUGAUAUGUAAAGUGGCAAAUGUGAUCCUCUUUUUGAGAUGCAACCACAUCAUUCUACAUGAAGUCUACAGAAAUAUACAUGCCACAAUGUUAUUAAUUUCAAUCAUUUAAUCAAUUAUUCAUCAAUGUAAAAGAUACAGUCUUAAAUCACAUUACUGUCACAGAACACCUGUUAAUAUAGUGGAGGAAUUCCCAGCAAUGAUUAAUAUUCAUGACAGUAUGCUACAGAGGACAGUAGUAAUAUUUAUUUUUUGUUUUUUGUCCAGGUGACUUGGUAAACAUAUCAGAACAAAUGAAGACUAUUUCCAAAUAUACACCGAGAACACAUGGUAUAAAAAAAUGUCCUUGAUGAAAGCUUGUGCAAUAACAAACCCACAUUUUAGUGAGUUUAGACAUCAAGGGCCACUAUGUUAUUUUAUAAAAGUGCUAGCAGUUGCAAGCUGUAGAAAACAGACAAAGAUAUUACAAAAGUAGGGUACAAUUUAUAUGAACAUUACUAGAUGUGGGAAUCAUAGCAAUGAACCAUACAGUUUGUCAGACAGAGUACAAUUUGACCCAGCUAACAUAUGGAUGGUCACUGUAAUAUAUAUCCCAUUUUUUUAUACUUAAUUGAUUAACAUUGUAUUUUCCUUCUUUGAUUGUGUGUUCAGCAUGCAGAAUUGCAUUAUUCAACUUAUAGAAUCUUUACUGGCUGACCGGGGGUGGGGGGGGGUGGCUGAGUUAAGAAUAAAAGGAGAUCAUCAGGUAACUGGCCUGGGUACACAUCUGUCAGUCACCAGUGAAGCGAGUGAUUUGCAAUGCCAUUAACACACAUCUGCCAGUCACCAGUGAGGCAUGCUAUUUGCAGUGACAUUAACAGGAGUCACUGUUUGUACAAACAUGGGCUUAGAAGUCAUCUGCGGGCAUCCAAGAUUGCAUUCUGGCUUAACCGUGACUUUCCACUGGCCUUAACUACGGAGUAAUACAAAAGUGCAAAUCCAUACUCUCUCCCCUGCUGUUGUACAACAAAGUUUACACCAUCCUUUCAGUCCUUCUAUUUGAUCUGCCCUUCAAAGCUCUCCACUGACAUGCUGAGACAGUGGUACCUGUAACCUAAUUCUUCAUUUAGUUAGUUAUUUAUAAUUAUUUAUUUAUUUAUACUUUGCAGAUUGGGUGACUGGAUUUAUCUGCUUAUGUGCUUGAUAUCUGUCACUUGGGCCUUAUCACUGGAGACUGUUGUAGCUGUAGCUGAAGCGGUCCUGUCUUGUCACUCCUAGUGAUAUCUGGAGACCUCUGCGCAAUGCUAGCAUUGCGUGAAAGUUCUCUUGGUUAGCUUCAUUGCUUCCAUACUCACCAAUUUGCUUGCUGAAGCUUGUCACUUAUGCAGCAAUGAAUUGUACUCAAUACGCACUAGCUGCUGAAGUGUACAUGUUAACAUUAAAAAGAAGUCCGCAGGAGUGCAAAGCAGAUGAAAAGCAAGCAGAGACACUGGUGGUUAUAUAUGGCUUAAUUUACCAGGCUUAUUAAGACAUGUAAAUACUGUCAGUCUCACAUUUAAGAGAAAACUUAAUAUUGCUGACCCUGACGUUUAAAGGACAAUGCCUCCAGGGUGACAUUCUUUUCAUUGCUGUGGACUCAGCCUGUGAACUGCCAUUUUGUUUGGCAUUGGAUCUUAAUGCUGUACAUCUUGUUAGAAUUCAGCAUUGCAUUAUUCAUAUAUGGUCAUUAUUGGCCAUUCUGCAAAUCAAAAAAGAAGAAGGCAGUUUGGCUGCUCAGAAAAUAUCAGUCAGCAUUUAAGAUACGAGUGCAGUGCUUUUCAGACUAUUUUCUGUUUCAGCAUCUGAAUGGCUACAAGGAAAUGCCCUGUCUAUUUUACAGUAGAUUCAGAUGAUGUUAUAAAACAUCAGUGAGGAUUAAAACAGAAGCAGAAUGGGUUUUAGAUUAGUGAGAAAACUAGGACUGUGAUGUGAGAACUAUAUCUAUGAAUACUGCAGUUAUGUUGUCAUAAUACCUGAAGUAUUGUCUGUUCCCUUUCAGUGGAUAUAUAUAUAGUGUUUCAAAUUCAAUGCUUUAUUUCUGAAAAUGCUCAUCUUUAUGUUAUGUUCUUUACUGGUGUGUGCUUGAAAUAGAAUCAUUAUUUAUGCUUAUAUUUUUAUAAUAAAUCUGAAAUGAAAUAAGCAACA
This is a messenger RNA of Protopterus annectens (West African lungfish), 3187 nucleotides long. RefSeq lists its product as uncharacterized. Lineage: Eukaryota; Metazoa; Chordata; Ceratodontiformes; Protopteridae. The transcript has 5 exons. Bases 201 to 899 code for a protein of 232 amino acids. The record is from RefSeq and is a predicted model, not a curated record.